GUUCAGUGCCGUCAAGUCGAAUUUCGACCUUGAGGACGCUACUAGUGUGUAUGAUAUUGUUAUGCAGUCUACUUUCCAAAUAACACUUAUAUCAUUACAGACGAUUUCAUAAAAGUCAUCAAAAGUAUUACUUCUUAUCCAGAUACUUUAUGUUAUGCCGAAUCAAACUACUUGUGGUUUAGUUAAUAAACAAGCAUGUCGUUAACAAGUUUCGUCAAGUUUAGAAAUCAAGACUAUUCUACUUUAAAAAAGGAGCAAUUAACCAGAGGAGUCAAGUUUGUCGACGAUGAAUUCCCACCAGAAUCAAUGAAUUUGCAAUGUCUUAAUAUACCUGCUGGUCCUUUAAGUUACUUGCGAUCUUCUGAAAUUGUCUCUGAUCCAUGUUUCAGUCGAAAUGAAUCAUAUUUUAGUCUAAAAAGAGGCUUUGUAAAAAAUUUCAAUAUUCUCCUCGCAUUCACCGGUCUGAAAUAUAAGGCGAAGUACUGGGCAAAAGUACUUGUUGAUAUAAAAUCUCAAGAAUGGGAUGUACAACAUAUCAAUGAACAUCCGGGAAUCUUUCGCUUUCGAUUUUGGCAAGAAGGCAUGUAUUUUGAAGUAACAAUUGAUGAUCUAUUACCAUGUUAUGAAGGAAAGUGUAUAUCUUUAUCAUCUUCUAGUACCAAAGAGUUUUGGCCAGCCUUAUUAGAAAAAGCCUAUGCUAAAUUAUUAGGUGGCUAUGAUAAAUUGGAGUAUGUUCGACUAGAAGAAGCUAUGAUGGAUUUGACUGGCGGUGUGACUGAAUCAAUUAGUUUACAAAAUUUAUAUUCUGCACCAGCUAUGAAACAAGUUUUGUUCUUUGAACAAAUGGAGAAAGAUUUAAUUGAUGAGUGUAUUGUAAUAUUUUGUACAAAAGAAGACAGUGAACAACAGGAUGGUGAUUCUGAAACAUCGCCUCAUAUCUUCGGAGCUCCUAAUCUUCAUGAUCAUGUGCUUAAUAAAGAAUCUGGACUUUAUCUAAAUUAUGGCUAUUUAUUAACAAGAGUUUGUGGAGUUCCGAAAGAUCUUAGCGUUUUUGGUGCAUUUAAAGAUAUGUUUAGACGUGCUGGUGAUUGUCCUAUACAAGCUCGUUUAAUGCGUUUACGUUGUCCUUUGAGUGUAAUCGAUAGUGGUUCUGGUCAAGGUGAAUGGAAAGGAGCUUACAGUUCAUCAUCUAGUGAAUGGGAAGAAAUAAAUUUAGAGGCACGAAAACGACUAGGUUUAACUUUUGAUUCAGAAACUGAAUUUUGGAUACCACUUGAAUUUAUACUACAACAUAUGUCUGGUGUGUUAAUAUGUCGUUUUCCCGAUACUAGUUUUGUUAGUUUACCUGGACAUAUAACAUGGCGUUUAUGUGAACAUCAUGGUGCUUGGUGUGGUCAUCAAACUGGUGGCAAUUUACAAUAUCGUAAUACAUUUCUACAUAAUCCUCAAUAUUAUUUCGAUAUAAUGAAUGAUUCCGAUGAAGUUCUACUAUCUCUUGUACGUAAAUAUAAUCGUGAUCCACUAACUAUGGUCAUAGAACCUGAUUUAAGUCCAUUGUCUAUUGGUUUAGGUCUAUUCAAGAUUGAAAAUAAUCGUCCUGUAAAAUCGCAUACUUUAGCAUUCUGUCAAGUAAUUCACGUGGAACCAUCUAGACCAUAUCGAGUUUGUCUUAUUCGUGCACGUUUAACUGUUGGUCGAUAUUUAGUAGUUCCAUUCUUGGAACAACCAUUAUCGACAGCUGCUUAUUUAUUAAGAUUAUAUUUACCAAAACGUUCAGAAAGCAGGGAAUUUACUUUAGAUAUUCCACAGAAUGGUUUUUUAGAUUUUUUCACUGGUAAACCAAAAGGAGCUGUACGUUUACAUGUUCAUAGUGCAUCGAAUCUUCUAUGGCCUGAUGGUAAAAAUCCUCCAUCACCAUAUUGUAUUAUUAAAUGUGAAUAUGAUACUGUACAAACUACCAUUUCACAAAGUAAUAAUAAUCCUGUCUGGAAUGAAUAUUUUAUAUUUUAUCGUCGUAAAUUAAAUAAACCAAUUGAAAUACAAAUAAUGGACAAACAUGCAUUAGGAUUUGAUGUAUUUCUUGGACGGCAUAGUUUUACAGAAGCGGAAAUUUCCAAUCGUUGUCAACAAGAAGUAGCACUCUAUGGAAGAGAUACAAAAGCUGAACGAUUUCAAAAAAUGAAAGGUUCAUUAUUCAUUGAAUUUUACAGUGUUGGUCAAGAAGACUUUAUGAAUAUUUAAUAUGAGAAAAGAAGAUCAAUAUUGUUUUUUGACAAUGUCUAUACUGUAAUCCCAUCAUCAUCGUCCUGUUUGAGAGGAUGGAGAAUACAAGUACAACUUAUUUUGAUCAGUUAAUUACCACUGUUUGUUUUAUACUUGUGAUAUAAUGCAUUAUCUGUGAUAAAUCUCCUUCUUUGUCUGUCUCCCUCUGUCUUAUUCUUUUGUGAUAUAUAUAUAUAUAUAUAUAUAUAUAUAUAUAUAUAUAUAUAUAUAUAUCUGUUUGUAUAAUCCCUUUUCUCCUAUAUACUUUGAAAUACUGGUUUGACUUAUUUAAAACUAUUUAGUAAUAAUGCUUCAGGGGAUAUGGUUUUGAGAUUAUAUAAUUAUUAAUGGUGUCA
Messenger RNA from Schistosoma mattheei, 2618 nucleotides. The record is from the annotation of a GenBank genome assembly. NCBI's taxonomy places the organism in Eukaryota, Metazoa, Platyhelminthes, Trematoda, Strigeidida, Schistosomatidae.